Messenger RNA from Nicotiana attenuata, 1773 nucleotides. RefSeq lists its product as uncharacterized. The record is from RefSeq and is a predicted model, not a curated record. Lineage: Eukaryota; Viridiplantae; Streptophyta; Magnoliopsida; Solanales; Solanaceae. The transcript has 5 exons. Bases 1 to 1773 code for a protein of 590 amino acids.
AUGGUUGACGGGAGGUUUUGGAAUGGUUUGAAGCAGUUGAAGCUGCUGGUAUCUGUCAUAACCGCACCUGCGGUUUGGGUUCCGCAGGUGCGACACCGCAGAAGUGGCUCAGUGGUCGCAGAAGCGGUUUUGGAGGCAAAAGGGAAUCGACCGCAGAUGCGGUCAGGUUUAGCCAAAAAUAUGGCAUUGGAGAAGAGAACAAAAUCUCGCCAUGACAAUUUCAAAGAAACCCAAGUUGGGAAAUCCUUGAAGGAAACAAGACUUCGCAUUGCGGAUAAGAGGAAAAAAUAUAUUACUAAAGCUUCAUCUGUCAAGGGGAAGGAGGUUGGAGCAAGUAAAAGCUCGGAAACACUGGAAGAAAGGGAAAUUAAGCUGUUUGUGAAACAACAGCCUAUAUUUGCACCGCAUAUCAGUGUAUAUACUAACAAUAAUAUAGUCUCCGACCUCAAAGAAAAUCUUACUCUGGAGCAGUACAAACAACUGGGUAAUACUUGUUUUGGAAGUUUCCUUGAAAUGAAGCAUUGUGAAGUCCAACAUCAAUUGUUCAGAUGCUUCAUGGUUAUGCAGUUAGAAGGAAGUCCUGAUGAUGUAUUUUCAAUAUACGUCAAUGGUACAACAUUAUCUUUCUCAAUAAGGGAGUUUGCGCUUGUGACUGGCCUCAAAUGUGUUGGUAACCCUGAUGAUUUUCAGUUCAAUGAAAAGGUUCCUAACCGGAUUGUUGGGACAUACUUUGGCGGUGCCAAUCUUGUCAAAAAGAAAUAUUUGUUGAAAUGCUUUGCUAAGAAGAAUUGGGGUCAUGACAACGAUGGGGAUGCCUUCAAGAUAGUUGUGUUGUAUUUAAUACACACUUUCAUAUUUUCAUCCGAGAAGAACAGCACAACCAUCCCAAGGCUGCAUUUUGACUUGGUCGAGAGUAGGAGAUAUUCUGAUUAUCCAUGGGGUAUAAAAGCAUUUGAAAGCCUUAUAAAAUCUAUUAGCAAGAAGAUGGAUUCUCAGAAGAAGUACUAUAGGAUAGCUGGGAUGCCUCUAGCCAUGCAAGUUUGGUUUUAUGAGUGUUGUUCAAAUGUUGAUCCCAAAAUUGCAUUGCGAGUUGAUAACGUGGUACCCAGAAUACUCAAUUGGAUAUCCACCGGAAAUCAGCCAAACUUUGCUUAUCUGAUGAACGGCAUGUUCAAUGACCAGGGAAACAUGCCAAGCGAUAUAGAGCUUGCCGUUAUUCAAAUUCCUCCAGUAGGCGUUGCUGUUGAGAACAAUCCUACUCCUACUCAUUCAGACAAGUCGGCAGAGGAUUCAGAUGACUUUUCACCUACACCUGAUCUUCAGUCUAAGAAGAAACAUGCUGCAAGUGUUGGUCCAUAUUCAUCACCGCCCCAUAAAAAGCGCAAAGAACAGAUUAUACAUCCCUCAAAUGCAGAUACUCAAUUCAAGAUUCCUCCUAUUGGCGUAUCUGAAAUAGCACAAAAUGUUUUGCAUCACAAUCAGUCGGCAGAUUCCAAAAAUGAUGAAGUAUCUUCUUUAUGGAAAGAUCUAAAUUCAUUCAAAGAUUACGUGAUGGGUGAGUACACGUCUCUAAGAUCAUUGAUCAAUGAGAACUUUAAGAUGCUUUCUGAACAUCUUCAAGACAACCAGCAAAAGGAAAGUGUAUACCAGAUAAAGAAAACCACAAGGAGACGUGAUGAUGGUAUUGAAAUGUCAUAUGUUGCCAACUUGCAAGAUAAUCCAACAGGUCACAUACAGACUGAUACAGCUAUCGGCGAUAAUGAAGAGGUAUAA